CUUCCUGUCGUUGGGAAGCCAGGAUCACACAUCACCAAAAAUGUCAUUUUGGAGGGUUCACGCAAGUACCCGGAUUCGCCCUUUAUCCUCCCCAUGUCUCCUCCCAUCGUCGUCCUGCCCAUCGGCAUCCAGGAUGAAGUGCGAAACCUGCCCGAGUCCCGCGUCUCCUUCACGCAAGAACAUCAGCGCAACUUCUUCGCCCAGUAUACGGGCAUUGGUGACCAUCGGCCCGAAAUGAUCAAGGCUAUUCGCAUCGACCUCACCAGACACAUUGCCAGCACGCUCCCGGCUCUUCAGGAGGAAGUGCGAUUCGGUUUCGACAAGGAAUUUGGCGACUGCAAGGAAUGGUCGCCAUUUCCGGUCUAUCUCAAGGUCCUCCGCGUUGUCGCCUUGAUGAACGGCCGCAUCUUCGUGGGACGUCCUCUAAGCCGCGAAGAAGAGUGGAUUCAGUCCACCAUCAGCUACACCAUUGAUUGCGUCAAGGCUCGAAAUGCUAUUCGAGAACAUCCCGUUUGGAAGCGAAGAUGGAUCACCAGGAGUCUGCCCGAGAUCGCCAAGCUAUCCCACCAUCGAACGCGCGGUGGUGAGAUGCUGGAACCUAUGAUGAAAGCCCAGCUGUCAAAGCCGUCGUUCAAGGAGAAGCUGCACAACCCCGAGUCUGGUGAUGAAGAGGGCAACUUUAUCGAAUGGAUCCUCAAGUACACUCCUGAAAAUCUGCGGAACGAUCCCGAGAACCUGGCUGUCAACCAGAUGGUUUUGUCGUUUGCUGCCAUCCACACCAGCUCAAUGGCUACAACUCAUACUAUUCUUGACCUUGCGGCGCGACGCGAGUACAUCCAGCCUCUUCGUGACGAGAUUGACGAGAUCAAGGUCGCCGACGGAGAUGAGAUGGAUGGCGACGGCUUUGUGAGACUCAAGAAGGAGAGCAUCAACAAGCUUCGAAAGCUUGACAGUUUCAUGAAGGAAAGCCAGAGGUUUUCGCCUCCCAUUUACACUUCCGGAACCCGCAUCUGCACUUCUGAUAUUCACCUCUCUACCGGCCACACUCUGCCUUCACAUGAUCGUUCCCUCACACUGCCCAAGGGCACUCGCAUCUGCUUCCCCUCAUUCGCUGUGCAAACUGAUCCCCGAACGACCACGUUCUCUCCCGAGUACAACCCGGCAGGAUACACGCCGCCUGACCAAUUCGAUGGCAUGCGCUUCUACAACCUGCGUAAUAUGCCCGGAAAGGAGAGCCGUCACCAGUUCGCCACUGCUGGACCGGAGUCGCUCACCUUCGGCUACGGUAACCAUACCUGCCCUGGCCGAUUCUUCGCUAGCAACGAGAUCAAGAUUAUCCUGGUCGAGCUCUUGAUGAACUGGGACUUUAGACUGAAGGGUGAUGUCGAGCUCAAGGGCGGUGCGGAGAAGAGGCCGCCGAAUGUCGAGGUUGAUCUGGUCAUCACGCCAAACCCGAUGGCCAUGAUGGAGUUUAAGCGCAGAAGAGCUUAAGCAGAGAAUUCACUGAACG
Ilyonectria robusta is the source of this 1510-nucleotide messenger RNA. RefSeq names its product cytochrome P450. The record is from RefSeq and is a predicted model, not a curated record. The annotation marks the transcript as partial. The transcript is spliced from 5 exons. NCBI's taxonomy places the organism in Eukaryota, Fungi, Ascomycota, Sordariomycetes, Hypocreales, Nectriaceae. Gene Ontology annotation, molecular function: monooxygenase activity; oxidoreductase activity, acting on paired donors, with incorporation or reduction of molecular oxygen; heme binding.